Exophiala aquamarina CBS 119918 is the source of this 1062-nucleotide messenger RNA. RefSeq lists its product as uncharacterized. NCBI's taxonomy places the organism in Eukaryota, Fungi, Ascomycota, Eurotiomycetes, Chaetothyriales, Herpotrichiellaceae. The transcript has a single exon. Bases 1 to 1062 code for a protein of 353 amino acids. The record is from RefSeq and is a predicted model, not a curated record.
AUGUCCAGUUUCUUUACCCUGCUCUCCGAGAAGCGCAACUUCCCCAAACCAGUCAGUGAGUCUUUCGCAGGAAGGACGAUCCUGGUGACAGGCGCGACAUCAGGAAUUGGCCUCGAGGCUGCGAAGAAACUAGCAGUGCUACACGCCAACAAACUCAUCAUCACUGCAAGAAAUGAAAGUAAAGCGAAUGCGGCCAAGAAGGAGGUCGAGGCUUUCGUCCGAGCCUCAAGCUCGAUACAGGCGGCAGAUCUAGACUCACAAAUUGUGACGCGUGUGCUUGACAUGGGUUCGUUCGCCAGUGUCCAGGCAUUCGUCCGUAACCUGCAAGCGGACUUUCCGAGACUUGAUGGAGUGGUCCUCAAUGCGGGAGCAAUUUUCACUGAAUGGGGUCAGAGCGAGGAUGGAUGGGAGAAUAACAUCCACGUUAACGCUCUGAGCACCUUCCUCCUUGGUGUGCUCCUGCUUCCGCUCCUCAUUGCGCAAGCAGAUACUGGGAAGAGCGCCUACAGGCCCCAUCUGACGUUUGUCUCCUCGGGCAUGGCCUGGGUGGUCAAUGCAGACAAGGAGAAGGCGUGGACUGCAAGCGAUGAGGCUCUGGAAUUCGUUAGUGUUCAGAAGAAUUUCCCACCUGGCGGAGUAGGAGGUCAGACCCAGUACGCACGGUCCAAACUUAUAUUGGAAUAUGCAAUCCGUCAGCUGGCAGAUUCACCUGCCAUCAAGGGCGCCGAUGGCCAUCCCAAAGUCAUCAUCAAUUCUACAUGUCCUGGCGUCACGAAAAGUGAUCUCGGGCGACGAUUCACGAGCUUCGUAUUCAAGAUCGCUGUCUGGAUCUUCUUUAACUUGUUCUCCCGUGAGACUGAACAAGGCGCCAACACCUUGCUUAGUGCUCUGUUGCAAGGCGAAGACUUACAUGGACAUAUGUGGAAGAACGAUCAGAAAUAUCAACCCAAAGGCAUUUAUGUCACUCCUGACGGGAAGAAACUCGGGGACAAAGUCUGGAGAGAUGUCCGGCAAGUCACGCUGAAGGCUGACCCAAGCACAAAGGCGUACUUACCUGCCUAG